AUGCCGACGGAGCCCCCUGUACCGCUGGCUCCGCCGCCCUCGACAACAGUCGCUGAAACGACUCUUCCCCACGCACCCGCGGAUCCCCUUGCCGUGUCGGGUGCUGGCCCGUCUGCUCCUGUUGAGGCUCCGCCCGCUCCGCCUGCUGCACCCGUGUCCCUGGCUCCUGUGGCGGCGCCGGUGGCGUCGGUGCCUGCUGGGGAAGCCGCUGCUCGCUCUGUUCCUGCCCUUGGCGAACUCGUUGCACCGGCCGCUUCUGUCCCCGACGCGCCUGCGCCGGCGUCUGCUUCUUCCCCGAAGGCGGCGUCCGCCACCACUGUCGACCCGGCUCCGAUGGUUGCGCCUCCUGGCGCGGGCCCGGCGGCUCCCGCUCAGCUGCCGGCGGCCCCUGUGGUCCAGCCGUCUCGUCCCCCGUCGCCGGACCGCCGUCUAUCCCGCCCUCAUUCUCCCGCGCCCCAACAGGAGCGCGAGACGUCGCGGCGCCGGCGCAACUCUCCCCGGCGCCACCAGUAUCGUCCGCCUGUGACAAUGGCGGAUCUCCAGCGGGAGGAGUCGCGGGCUGUGCGCGAGGAGAGGGCGGCGCAGAGUCAGAGCAGUUCGCUGCGGGCCGGCUCUCGUCUGCAUUUGCCACCGGUUCCGCCUGUUGCGGGGGUGGAGUUUGUUGCCGCGGGUGGUGGCGCUGCGGCUCAGCAAUCCCACCACAUUGCUGAUGAAGGGCCGCUGCUGUUUCUGACAGAGGCGCUGCAGCCCCCGCAGACGCGUGUUCCAGAGGCAACACUUGGCCAGCUCCACCGUCUCGCGGAGAGCCUCCACGCGUUGCUGCUGAUUCAAGUUCUCGCUCAUUCGUCGCUCCCCGUGAUUCCUCCGGCGACUUUCCGCGGCCGCCAGCGUGACACGUGCUUGGACGCGGCGGACCAGCUCGCUUCGUUGCUGGCGCCCGUGUUGGCUGCGCCCGCGGAGGGUGGCGCUGCUGCUGCGGGACAGCUUGACGAGGCUGUCCGGGGCCUGAGGCGGCACUUGCGCGCAGGAUCUGGAGCUGCGGCGAUCGGCGCAAGCACGCUUGUGGUCCGGGAGCUGUGGCGCUCCCUGACGGGCGUUCUUCACGCUCUUGGAGCUCACCGCAUGUAG
This is a messenger RNA of Closterium sp. Naga37s-1, 1128 nucleotides long. The record is from the annotation of a GenBank genome assembly. NCBI's taxonomy places the organism in Eukaryota, Viridiplantae, Streptophyta, Zygnematophyceae, Desmidiales, Closteriaceae.